Messenger RNA from Trichomonas vaginalis G3, 1257 nucleotides. Its product is annotated as presenilin family. Gene Ontology annotation, cellular component: membrane; nucleus. Gene Ontology annotation, molecular function: aspartic endopeptidase activity, intramembrane cleaving. The transcript has a single exon. NCBI's taxonomy places the organism in Eukaryota, Parabasalia, Trichomonadida, Trichomonadidae. Bases 1 to 1257 code for a protein of 418 amino acids. The record is from RefSeq and is a predicted model, not a curated record. Gene Ontology annotation, biological process: protein processing.
AUGAAGAUUGCUAUCCCUGUAGUAAUUACUCUUCUACUAGAUGUUUUUCUUACGCGUUUAAAAGAACAAUCUUUCCUAAAUACAACUAUCGAUCGAACUAUUACAGUUUUCACACGUACAUCAUCCUCAUCGAGUGGAAUUAGUACAAAAUGGGCAAUUAUUCUUGCUGUUAUACUAGUUGCUGGAAUUUUCCUUGUUACAAUUGUAUUAUUACUUUUAUAUUACUAUGGGUGUACUAAAUGUAUUAUAGUAUGGAUGGUUAUAGCAGUUACACUACUUCUUUCAUAUUAUGUUUACCUAGCAGUUGGUGAAAUUCCAAGUUUAGAAAAUUGGCCGAUUGAUUGGAUAACUGUCGUUUUCUUCCUCUUAAAUAUAGUCAUUGUUGGAAAUAUGGCUGUAUUUUGGCGUGCCCCAAAGAUUGUUACUCAGAUCAUUUUGAUUUUAAUUUCUGUCAUGACUUGCUGUGUCUUUCUUUUCCUUCCAGACUGGACUGUAUGGUUACUUCUAGGUAUGCUUGUCAUUUACGAUAUCUGCGUUGUAUUAUGUCCACGUGGUCCCUUACAAUUACUAAUUAAAAAAUCACAAGAGCGUGGUGAUGCAAUUCCUGCUCUUAUUUAUAGUUCUGCAGCUUAUACCUGGAAAGAUGGACCUGAAGAGGAAGAAGAAUCUCAUGAAAUCCAAAUUGACAGAUCAACCGAGCAAGAAGAGAAUAACCAAUCCAAUGAACCAAGUACUCACGAGAGUAACGAACAGACUAAUCAAGAAACUAAUGAACAAGAAGAUAAAAAACCUUUGGAGAAAGAUCCAGAAAAUGGCCAUCAUAAGAAGCAUAAAAAGAGGAGACCAAAGAAAUUCCCACUUGGUUCAAAGAAAAUACAUCCAGCAGAGCCAAAAGAACUAAAUUCUGAACAAUCAACUGAAUCUUCUUCUUCAUCUUCAUCAAGUUCAUCAUCAGAAGAUGACAGUGAAGCGCUUGAAUUAGAAUCGAAAGAAGGAAUUAAACUCGGAUUGGGAGAUUUCGUUUUUUACGGAAUUUUAAUCAGUAGAGCUGCAAGAAAGGGUUGGGAUACUUCUGUUGUAUGUAUAGAAGCUGUUUUGCUCGGUCUUUCAAUCACUUUAAUCUUUCUUGCGAUAUUGGAAAGGCCUUUGCCUGCAUUGCCUUUCUCACUUGUUUUAGGUAUUAUAUUCUAUUUCAUUAUGCCAUACACAUUGAAGCCUUUCGCCCUGAACUUAAGAAAGCUUCUUUUGGUGUAUUGA